Erinaceus europaeus (western European hedgehog) is the source of this 3431-nucleotide messenger RNA. It is a transcript of the gene RSPRY1, whose product is annotated as ring finger and SPRY domain containing 1. Gene Ontology annotation, molecular function: ubiquitin-protein transferase activity; protein binding. The transcript is spliced from 15 exons. Gene Ontology annotation, cellular component: cytoplasm. NCBI's taxonomy places the organism in Eukaryota, Metazoa, Chordata, Mammalia, Eulipotyphla, Erinaceidae. The record is from RefSeq and is a predicted model, not a curated record. Bases 311 to 2041 code for a protein of 576 amino acids.
UCCUAGGGGACAGAGGGAGGGCCGGGGCGGUGCGAAGCGGGGGUGGGCCCCAGCGCGUAAUGGCAGCGCGGUGGCCUCGCGUCCAUCUUUACCGCUCUCUCGGACCUGUCACAAAGGAGUCGCGUCGCCGCCGCCGCCGCCGCCCCCUCCCUCAGAACUGCCACUGGAUGACCAGGACUUCCUGGAGUUGAUAAUGUUGGAGAUCAGUUCUGCCACUGUUUUUGGCAUUCGGUUAUUAAAAGCAAAUAGGAUGCAAGUUCCUCCACUCCAGAUUAUGAAGACAGUACUUGGAAAACUGGAAACUAUCUAAAUGAUUGUCUUUGGUUGGGCCGUGUUCUUAGCAAGCAGAAGCCUUGGCCAGGGUCUGCUGUUGACUCUUGAGGAGCACAUUGCCCACUUCCUGGGGACUAGAGGCACUGCUGCUACCAUGGGUAAUUCCUGUAUCUGCCGAGAUGACAGUGGAGCAGAAGACAGUAUUGACACCCAACAGCAGCAGGUCGAGAGCAGUGCAGCACCCACUGCUGAUUUGAGGAACCAGCCCCGGGACCCUGUUCGGCCACCAAGGAGGGGCCGGGGGCCCCAUGAACCAAGGAGGAAGAAACAAAACGUAGAUGGACUAGUGCUGGACACACUAGCAGUCAUACGAACUCUUGUAGAUAAUGAUCAGGAACCUCCCUAUUCAAUGAUUACUUUGCAUGAAAUGGCAGAAACAGAUGAAGGAUGGUUGGACGUUGUCCAGUCUUUAAUUAGAGUUAUUCCAUUGGAAGAUCCAUUGGGACCAGCUGUUAUAACAUUAUUACUAGAUGAAUGUCCAUUGCCCACUAAAGAUGCACUCCAGAAAUUGACUGAAAUUCUCAAUUUAAAUGGAGAAGUAGCUUGCCAGGACUCAGGUCAUCCUGCCAAACACAGGAACACAUCUGCAGUCCUAGGUUGCUUGGCUGAGAAACUAGCAGGUCCUGCAAGUAUAGGUUUGCUUAGCCCAGGAAUACUGGAAUAUUUGUUACAGUGUCUGAAGUUACAGUCCCACCCCACAGUCAUGCUUUUUGCACUUAUCGCACUGGAAAAGUUUGCACAGACAAGUGAAAAUAAAUUGACUAUCUCUGAAUCCAGUAUUAGUGAUAGACUUGUCACAUUGGAGUCCUGGGCUGAUGAUCCUGAUUAUCUGAAACGUCAAGUUGGGUUCUGUGCUCAGUGGAGCUUAGACAAUCUCUUUUUAAAGGAAGGUAGGCAACUUACCUAUGAGAAAGUGAACUUGAAUAGCAUCAGGGCCAUGCUGAAUAGCAAUGAUGUCAGCGAAUACCUGAAGAUCUCACCUCAUGGCUUGGAGGCUCGCUGUGAUGCCUCCUCUUUUGAAAGUGUACGCUGUACCUUCUGUGUGGAUGCAGGGGUGUGGUACUAUGAAGUAACAGUGGUUACCUCUGGCGUCAUGCAGAUUGGCUGGGCCACAAGAGACAGCAAAUUUCUCAACCAUGAAGGCUAUGGCAUUGGAGACGACGAGUACUCCUGUGCCUAUGAUGGCUGCCGGCAACUGAUUUGGUAUAAUGCUAGAAGUAAGCCUCAUCUACACCCAUGCUGGAAAGAAGGAGACACAGUAGGAUUUCUGUUGGACUUAAAUGAAAAACAAAUGAUAUUCUUUUUAAAUGGCAACCAGCUGCCUCCUGAGAAACAAGUAUUCUCAUCUACGGUAUCUGGAUUUUUUGCUGCAGCUAGCUUUAUGUCAUAUCAACAAUGUGAGUUCAAUUUUGGAGCAAAACCAUUCAAAUAUCCACCAGCUAUGAAAUUUAGCACUUUCAAUGACUAUGCCUUCCUAACUGCUGAAGAGAAAAUCAUUUUGCCAAGGCACAGGCGUCUUGCUUUGUUGAAGCAAGUCAGUAUCCGGGAAAAUUGUUGUUCUUUGUGUUGCGAUGAAGUAGCAGACACACAGUUGAAGCCAUGUGGACACAGUGACCUGUGCAUGGAUUGUGCCUUGCAACUGGAGACCUGCCCAUUGUGUCGUAAAGAAAUAGUGUCUAGAGUCAGACAGAUUUCUCACAUUUCAUGACACACAGGAAGAGGCAUUGUGGAAUUAUUUCUACUCAAUUCCAACCAAUGUUGAAAAAAAGAAAACAAAGACAAAAACAUCUCUAAUCAGUUGUACGCACAUUGAAACUUAUAGCCAUGACCAGAUUUUAUGCUAAAAACGGUAGUUUGUCAAAGAAAAAAAAAUUCUCUUAGAAUCUAACCCAACUUACCAGCCGUAAGAAUUUCCUUUUAAGGCCAGGGAAAGCUGAGUGGUAACAGCUAGGCCUGUGGUACUUCCAUGAAAAAAAAUAGGAGGCAAUGCCCUCCUAAGUGCUGAAACCACGGAAUCCUCUGUGUUGGGUUUGUUUGAUUGAUUUAACACAGGAUGUUUUGUCUCAUCUUAUAAAAUUUCUUUUUUUAUUUUGGGCAGAAGUCAUUCUGGGGGGGAUAAUGGCAAGCACUUAUGGGCUAAGCAUAACCUCCCAUUGGUCAGAAAUGCCUGUGUGUUAGUGUGGAUAUUGCGCUGCAAGACUUGAAUCUAUGAAACUCAACUCACACAAGUCACAACUACAAGCAACAAGGAGGGCCUGAGAGAUGGUGCAUGGACUGUAGAAGAAAACCCACAUUUUUGAUAUUUCAGUGAUUCCAAAGAACAUUCUGAUUUUUUUUUUUAACUGCAGAAAAUUGAUGGUAUUUUCACAUUCGUGGUGUUUCUAUCCAAUUUCAGUACCCACAUUUUGUGAGGAGAAAUGUUUUAACAACGCAGGAGGAGGUCUUAAUCGCAAUAUUAGACUGGAGAAAUUCGGUAUUAAGGGUAUUUUUAAGAUACCAUCAAAUCAGGUUUAUUGUUUUAUUUGCUAAAGAACUUUUUUAAAUCAGUAUUGUUUCUGGAAGUCAUAUCCUUUGAAACUCUUAGUUUCAAAAACUCUUAGAGGACAGUCUGAGAGCACAUAUUCCUAUGGUUUUAAAUAAAUACAUGUUUUUUAAUAGUAAAUUCAAUUAUGGAUUGUUGACUAUGUCUUCAUCAAAAGUGUUAAUCCCUCUCAGGGUCUCUGGUGAAGACCUUUAAGAGUUUGGUUUUUUCUCCCAGAAAAUUGGAAGGUAGAAUUGUAAAUUCAUAGAACUUAUUUUAUAAUGGUGUACCUCAGCAGCUGCCUUUCAAUUUAUGCCAAGUCCUUACUGAGUUUAUACUUGAAUAGUAAAUAUGUCUUCUGAGUUUUACAGUGUCUUAAACGUAAUGCACAUUUUUUUUUCCUUUCCCACCCUUUCUUGUUUGUAGCUAAUUAAACUGUCCUAUUACAGAGAUGAUUUCCUUCCUGGCUGUACUUGUUGGGGUGCUGGAUUUUUUUCCAUGUCUUUAGUCUUCCAUAAAUUCAAAUAUAUAUAUAUGUAUAUAUAUAUACAUAUAUAAAUAUAUGUUCACUUCUUUA